Messenger RNA from Kluyveromyces marxianus DMKU3-1042, 1848 nucleotides. It is a transcript of the gene SYO1, whose product is annotated as Syo1p. The transcript has a single exon. The record is from RefSeq and is a predicted model, not a curated record. Gene Ontology annotation, biological process: protein import into nucleus; ribosomal large subunit biogenesis. Lineage: Eukaryota; Fungi; Ascomycota; Saccharomycetes; Saccharomycetales; Saccharomycetaceae. Bases 1 to 1848 code for a protein of 615 amino acids.
AUGGGUAAAUCGAAGAAAAGAUCUAGAGCGUCAAAUGCUCGUGCUAACCCAUUGUUGAAAAAUGCAGCAAAAGAUGAUCAAAUUAGAACCAAAAGGAUUCAACCAUUGAUUGCACAACUCUCAAGUGUGAUUCCAAAUGACAGAUCCAUGGCCCUAGGGACCAUUUUAGUUUUAUGUGAGGAUCCUCACAUGAGAUCCCUUUUCCUCAAGGAAAAACUAGUUAAUGUGGUCACUUCUAAACUAUUGACGGAUUCUAAUACCGACAUUGUAGUCGAAGCUUAUGGUGUUUUAAGAAAUUUAGCAUUAGAGGAAGGAUAUGAUUUGGCAACGCAUGUUUGGAGGUCAAAUAUUUGGGUUAAUAUCGAAUCGGGCCUAUCGCAGGUUCAAGAUUCCUUCCAUUCGAUGGAAGCCGACGAAACUAAGUCGAAGAAAGAAUCUAAACGUUUACUUUUCGACUUCGCAGAAAAUGUUCUCUCACUACUUUUGGCUUUGAUGAAUGGAUCGGACGCUAUUCUGGAUGAAGUUAUCACUUCAGAUAAGCUAAAUAAAAUUUUCUUGACAAUCAGUGACAUCUUAAAAUAUGGUAUGGUAAUAUCUGAUAACCAGGUGACCCUCAAAAUCACAACACAACUUUUUAACACAAUCCUUGAUUUCAUUUACGAUGUUUCAAGUGACUCUGCUGAAUUCAUUGACAAGGUUUCGGAGCACGAAAAUCUAUCCCUGUUUGUUGAGAAUCUAAUAAACUGGCAAUUCACCAAUGAUAAUGAGCUAACCAAAGUUCUCAUUCAAGGUAUCUAUUUGCAGUUUAUGGACACUGAUAUCAGCUACCAGAUAGCAUCUUCCAUAAUAUCAACAGUCUUACAGUCUGUUCAGCAUAUUGAUCUAUCACAAGUAAAAAUGACACUUUCGAAUAAGACAGAGGACUCAGAACUUGAAAAGGCAAGUAAUGAUGAAAUUGCUAAGAAAAUGAAAGACUAUUCUAAGAAGAGAACGGAGGCUAUGGUCAAGUAUCAAAGUAUAGAAAUUGCUUUGGAUAUUGUUACUGCUUCCAUUGAGCUUGUCGCAUCCAAAUAUGAAGAAACUCAAAAGCCGCUUGACGAUGCCUUGGUUCAAGUUUUAACACAGGCGGUUCCUCAAGCAUUUUUCGCUUUAUACGAAGAGUUUACCUCAUCUGUUCUUAUUGGAUGGAAUAACCUCCUAUGGCUAUAUCUUUCUGUGGGUAUCAGUUUGUUCGAAUUAGGUGAUUGUUGGAAGCAAUUAUGGUCUUCAAUGCAAAACACUACAAACAAUGACGAAUUUUCCGUGAACAUUGGUAAACUCAGUGUUACCUGGGCGCUAUUAAAAAAUGUGCUUGCUGUUUUUGGAAGCUCUGGUGCUGGGCAAUUUUUCGAAAUCACUCAAAUUGAUAGCGAAGAUUUUGUUAAUUCUAUCAUUAAAUGCUUCAACAAUGUUGAGAAUCUUGAGGAUGAUGAAAUUAUACAACUACAGCAACGCUGUUGUGGUGUAUUGGGUGCUCUUGCCACAUUUUCUAACCAUAUUGAACUAAAUCGUUUAAUAGGAAACUUCUUCAUAUCUACACUGUCGAAUAAAGAAACAAAGGCAGCUGUGCUUAUUGACUUCAUGAACACCUUCUUUGAGAUAUACUCUGAUAUGAACUUUGAUUAUGAUGAGCCUGUAUUUAUUAAUAACAACUAUUUGACUCUUCUUCAAUCUCAAGUUAGCCCAAAUCUUAAGGCAGUGUUUAAGUUUGUUGACAAAAAUAAAAAUCCACAGCUUAAGGAGAGGUGUCAGGAUUGUUUUACAACUUUAGGUAGUUUCAUUGCAUACAAGCAAAAUGAACGCAGAUAG